GACAUUUGCCGCCAUUCAUGCAUGCAAGUUGUUAAUUUUAAGGCAAUACUGAAUUAUAGGGUGAUACGUGUUUUUUUUAAAUUAUUUUUAUCCAAUAUCUAUAUUACAACGUAAAAACUUAAGAGAUUGCAUAACAUACAGUUAAUCUCUUGAAAAAUGAUCAAAGUGUACUUUUAUACUUAUUAAAUCAAAUAUAUUAUUGCGUUGAUAAUUAUUAGUGAAAGAGUUUAGUGUUGAAGUGUAUAAACAAAGUAUUCAAUUUGUGAUUUUGUGGAGUGUAAUGCUAAUUUUAAUAAAAUGAGUGAUAUAGCAAAUAACAAUAGUGUUCAAAUACAAGAAAUAUCGAAUAAUGAAAAAACAAUUCCGGACAAUGAUAGUUUAUCUCUAAGUGCUAGUGUUACUUCACUUGACAAUAUUUCGGUAGCUAGUUCGAAAAUAUCUAAACCGUCGGGUAUAAAACCUCCUAGUAAAAUAGGAAGAUUAUGUGGUAAUCAGCAUAAACCUUCACUACCACCUACUCCUACAAAAAACAGUUGCGAUGAUUCUCUUAAAAGGAUAAAUGAUAAUUUCGGAAGACAUCGAUUAACCGAUGUAGUAGAAGACAAUGAGGAUGAUGUUAAUGUUGGCGUGAAUACUUUUAAUGGCGGCAAUCGUAAUAGAUAUUCUUCACUUGGUAGCACUACCUCUUCGUUAGACGCUAUUUGGGAUCAACAUCCGCUUCGUUUAAGUGAAGCAGGACUUAGCCGUCAUUCAGAUUCUAGUGCCGUUUUAACAGAAGACACAGACAGUUUUAUAAUAGGCCAAAAGGUUUGGGUUUCUGGUACUAAACCCGGUCAUAUUGCUUUUAUCGGAGAAACUCAAUUCGCUCCAGGAGAAUGGGCCGGUAUAGCUUUGGAAGAACCUAUCGGUAAAAAUGAUGGAUCUGUUGGAGGAAUUAGAUAUUUUCAAUGCGAACCUAAGAAAGGUGUUUUCUCGAGGCUAACUCGUCUAACGAGAGAACCUCUAGAAGGUAUCAGUCCCGCUCAUACACCUUCACCUGUACAAAAUACUAGAUAUGCCAUUUCGCCAACAGGCAGUACACAAGGUGCUUUAAGAUCCCCCGUCUCGUUGUAUGGAUCUAGUAUUAGUAUAACGUCUGCUGCUUCCCAUGCUAUAGAUUAUAAAAUUGGCGAUCGUGUUAUAAUAAAGAGCAGCCAAGGCUCCAAAGUAGGUACUGUUAGGUAUAUGGGUGCUACUGAAUUUGCACCAGGAGAUUGGGUAGGUGUUGAAUUGGAUGAUCCCAGAGGUAAAAAUGAUGGUUCCGUCAAUGGCAAAAGAUAUUUCGAGUGUCUUCCAAAUUUCGGCCUGUUCGCUCCUGUUAGUAAAGUGAGCAAGUCUCCUUCUAAAAUAAAACCGAACUCUUGUCAAGUUCACGGUGGUACUGGUUUACCGCCGAGAGGCUUAAGACGCGUCAAUUCUAAAGAAUCUUUAUUAUCGAAUGUAUCUACAACUAGCGCAGCUUCAACUGCCAGAAGGGUAAGACUUGGAAUGUCUUCGUUAACUCCAAAGAAGUCUCCAACAAAAUCAACGACGACACCAAUACCAACAAGAACAGCAUUGCAGGAUGUUUUAAAAGAGAAACAACAACAUAUAGAGCAACUACUAAAAGAACGGGAAGAAACUGAAAAUAAACUCACUACAGUCGAACAACAAUUUAAAAAGUAUCGUGAAGAAAUUGCUGGGAAACUUGAAGAAGACAUGAAAUUAUUUAAUACACUAAAAGCUGAAAAUACUCAAUUGACCAUUCAACUCGAUGAAGAAAAACGUAAAUCCGAAGAUAUUCUUUUCAGAUUAGAAGAAACGGUUAUUUCUAAAGACGAUUUAGAGACGAAAGAUAAAGACAGUUUAAUGAAAAUUAACGAACUGGAAAAACAACUAUUAUGCGAAAAACAGAAAAUCGAUAACAUGGAAACAGAUGCCAAUAAAUUAUUCGAAGCCGAAGAAAAUUUGAUAAAAUAUAAAGAGGAAAUAGAUUUUCUAAAGGAGCAACUGCAACAAUCCAGGAGUCAACAAAUCAUUUUGGAAGGAGAUCAUGCUAGUACAGCAGUACUGAUUAAAUCUUUACAAGAUGAAAUUGAUCACUGCAAAGCGGAUUUAAAUGAAAAGAAUGAAUUAGUUAAUGUACUUAACCAAGAAAUUUCAAGAACAACAGCAGAUUUUAAAAAACAGUUGGAAGAAAACCUGAGUAGAUAUAGCGAGCUAGAAAAAAUAUAUAAUGAAAGGGAAAAGGAUGUAAACGCAUUAAAACAAGAAAAAGAAAUUAUCAACAAACAACUAGAAGAAAAAUCGACGAACUUAGCAAACUUGAUUAACGAAAAAUUUACUGCGGAGUCUAAUUUGGAAAGAGAAAUGGAAAGACUGAAAAUGGAACUGAGUGCAAAAAUUUUCGAUUUAGAAAACAUCCAAGACGUUCUAAAAACAAAAGAAUCCAAUUCAUCGGAUAUCGAACAAGAAUUAAUUUCACUUCGUCAACUUUUGAAAGAAAAAGAAACCGAAAAUGAAAAGCUAAAUCAACAGAUUACCAUAAAUAAUGAAAAUUUGGAAAAAUUAACCUCCAAAGAGGAAAACUAUGUCCAACUUCAAACUGAACAUGAACUACUCGUUAAAGAAUUAGAUAAAUUGAAAUUAGAAGCAGAAAUUUUACAAUCGAAAGAUACAGAAAUUGUCAAGCUCAACGAUACUAUAAAAAGUCGAGAAGAAGAUUGUCAAAUGUAUAAAGAAAAAUUAAAUUUGUUAAAAGUAGAAUUAGAAACGUCCAAUUGUAAUUUGGAUAAUCUGAAAAAACAACUAGAAGAAAAUUUAAAAUCAAAAGAAAUAGAAUUGGAAGGUUACAGAGGUAAACUUAAAGAAAAAGAAGAUAAACUAGAUGAAGAAACAGCAGCUUAUAACGAACUAAAUAAAAAUUACGAAAACGUAAAAGUGGAAUUACAAAGUACGAAAGAUAAAAGCAAACAAGCGAUUGAUGAUCUAGAUAUGAAAUUAAAAAAUUUAGAAUCCACCGUAACUGAAAAAAAUAAUCAAAUUGAAGAUUUAUCCAAUAAAAUCGAAGAAAAAGAUACUAUUAUAUUAUCUUCGCAAAAAGAACUACAAAUUAUGAAAAUUGAUUUGGAAUCAGUAUCUAGUAACUUGAAACAAUACCAAACAAAUCUAGGUGAUGUGGAAUCGACUUUGAAAAAAGAAAGAGAUGAAAUUAAAGAAAAUUUAAAAGAAAAAGUUAAGGAACUAGAAGAUGUCAAAAACGAAUUUAUUAAUAAUAUCAAAGAACGCGACUUGAAAAUCGAAAAUCUCUCACUUGAAUUGGAUAAUAAAUUAAAAAGUAUCGAAACUUUAGAAAAAAAUAUAGAAAAUGUUAAAGAAGAAAAUAAAAAAAUUGUAGAAGUAAAGGUUAGUGAAUUUAAAUUAGAAGAAGAAAAAUUACUUUCACAAAUAUUAGAAAAAGAUACACAACUUAAUAUUUAUUUAAAUAAAAGCGACGAACUAUCAGAAACAAUUUACAAAUUAAAUAACGAUAUUGAAAAUUUAAAUAAAAUUAAUAAAGAAAAUACAAACAUAAUCGAACGAUUUCAAAUCUCAGUACAAGAAAAAGAAAAUCUAUGUAAAGAAUUAGAUAAUAAAAUAAAUAUAAUGACAGAAAAAGAAAUUAAAAACGACGAAUUAAUAAAAUCUUUACAAACUGAUAUAAUUAAUAAAAAUAAAGAUAUAGAAACUAUAUUGACAGAUAAACAACAAACUGAUAAUGAUUUAAAGAAAGAAAACGACGAUUUAAAAAAUCAAAUCACACUUCAAAAAGAAGAAAUCGAAAAAUUAAUAACAGAAACUAAUAAUAACGUCACUAAAAUAUCUGAAGAAUUAACCGAAGCUAAUAACAGAAUCGCUAAUAAAACAAAAGAAUUAACCGAAGCUAAUAAUAAAAUCGCUAAUAAAACAGAAGAAUUAACCGAAGCUAAUAACAAAAUCGCUAAAAUAACAGAAGAAUUAAACGAAGCUAAUAACAAAAUCGCUAAAAUAACAGAAGAAUUAAACGAAGCUAAUAACAAAAUCGCUAAAAUAACUGAAGAAUUAAACGAAGCUAAUAACAGAAUCGCUAAUAAAACAGAAGAAUUAACCGAAGCUAAUAAAAUGGUCGCUAAAAAAGCCGAAGAAAAUGACAACUUAAAUAAAAGAAACGAAGAACUAGAAACAAAAAUAGAAGAAAUACGAAUUGAAAGUGAGAAUAAGUUAAAGAGAGUACUAGAAGAACACGACGAAUUCGAAAUUCAAGUAUCGGAUUUAUUAACAAAAAUUGAAAAUAAAGAUAAAGAAAUAUCGGAAUUGAAAGAGAGAAUAAAUAAAUUGGAAGAUGUCGGUAAGGAAGUGUCUUCUUAUAAAGAAACACAACUUCAACUUACGAAUAAGUUAGAAGAUUUGAAUAAAGUUAAAAGUGAAAGUGAAGCCGUAAAAGAAGAAAUUUCGGAAUGUAAUAAACUUAUCGAAAAACUAUCUACAGAAAACGAGAAAUUGAAUCGAGAUUUACAAACUGCUAAGGAAGUUACUGAUCGUAUAAAAGAAAAAGAAAUCGAGCACGAAACUUAUAAAACUCGUAGUGAAGAAACUAUUGUUAAUCUAGAAAAAAUUGUAGAAGAACUUCGAGUUAAGAACGAAGAUUUGAUUAAAUAUAAAAUAGAAUGCGAAUCUCAGACGACGCAGAGUGAAAAAUCUGGAAAAGAAAUUGAAAAUCUGAAGGAUAUUUUGAAUAAAAAAUCGAUUCAAGUGGAAAAAUUGCAGAAGAGUUUGGACGCCAUUAAUGAAGUUGCUGCGACAAAAGAUCUACAGUUACAGAAAUUAAUUACGGAAAUAAAGAUGUUGAAAGAUAAUGUUGUUAAGGUUGUACCGAAUGGUUCAACGGGUGAUGUCCAACAAUUGAUGGAAGACAAAUUAUUCGCCGAAAAUCAAGUUAAUUUCUUAAAUUCAAUCAUAGCUGACAUGCAGAAGAAAAGCGAAGAACAGAAAGCUAGGAUAGAGAUUUUAGAAAUGGGUUACAGUUCGUCUGCUGUAGAUGAACUAACUUCGCUAGGUUUCAAAAUGGAUUCAAAGCAAGUACCUCCUAGAAUGUAUUGCGAUAUAUGUGAAGAAUUUGAUCUUCACGAAACGGAAGAUUGUCCCACUCAAGGUGAAGAUGAACCACCUAUUAAUCAAGCUGACAAAGAAACUAAAAUUAAACCGCCACCACGGGACUAUUGUGAUUUAUGUGAAGGUAUGUCGAAAAUAAAUUUACUUUUAAAGACUUUCAAGUUUUUAUUCACUUUUGUUAACUUAAUUAUUAAGUUAGGAUAACUCAUUCCUCUUGAACUCUGAAAACUGAUCAGUAUUGUUAAUCAUAAUAAAUUCUUUCCAUUAAACUAAAUCAAUUCCAUUAUUUAAUACUAUUAUUUAUUAAAAGAUUCAAAUAUAAAAAAUUCUUUUCAUACAAUUUUAAUAUUACGGAAUUAAAUUUGCAGCAGUAAAAAUUAUCAAAACUAGGACUUAAUAGAUAGUAGCUUAAACAUCCAAUUCGAACGAAUUUUGUUAAAGAAUUUGUUGCCAAAUAAUUAAUUAAAAAGUAUGAACUUCAGUGCACAUAUGCCUAUUGAUAGAUCUGUCAUGGCUCAUUUAAAACUACCAAAAGCUGAUGUCCUUGAAAACGCUAAUCGGGCACUUUGGUUUGAACUUUUCAACACCACUAGGUAAACUUUGAGGCUUGCCCCUGUGUUUGAACCCCACAAGCGUGAAUGCUGGGCACUUAUUGAUAAUUUGGUCUGCACUUUCUCCCUCCUCUAAGUACCAGUGACAUUUUGAUAGUUUGUGAUACCUAUAGAGAUGGUUAAACAAUCAGUCACCAAUGGUAUUUUGCACAUUUCUUAUAGAAACAGUUGAUUGGUAAAAUAGGAGGAAGACUCAUUUUUGUGUCCUUUAGCUUGCUUGCAAAGUGUUUCCAAUUAUCUCCUUCUUGCAAGCAGACUUCUUAAUGAUGUGAUAGCUUCACUUUUGGCUGCACCAAGAAUAGAUUCUGGGCCCACUGGUGGUGUUUGGUAAGCAAUCAUCUUCUUCAUUGCCCUCUUUUUAGAUUUGUUAAGGGAUACAUUUUUGAAUAUGUAAAUUAGAUUAAUAAGAAAACUAUGUAAUUUGCAUUUUCUGGUAAAAUACUUUUAUUUUCUAGAAUUUGGACAUUCGACUGAAAAUUGUACAGAAGAUCAAGAAUUUUAAUGUAAAUUGAACCAAUAGGAAAAUCAAUUAUUAAAAAUUUGUAGAUAUGGAAUUAUAUUGUUGAUGCGAAAUAUAAUUAUUCUGUUAAA
Molecule: messenger RNA, 6350 nt
Organism: Diorhabda carinulata
Lineage: Eukaryota; Metazoa; Arthropoda; Insecta; Coleoptera; Chrysomelidae
Gene: CLIP-190
Product: CAP-Gly domain-containing linker protein 2
Exons: 16
Coding region: 298-5352 (1684 amino acids)
Biological process (GO): cytoplasmic microtubule organization
Cellular component (GO): cytoplasm; nucleus; microtubule plus-end
Molecular function (GO): microtubule plus-end binding
Source: RefSeq, a predicted model, not a curated record